GUGCCUUCUUCGAUGAGUGGGCCCUGGAGCUGGAGGCGCGGCUGGGCAAUGAGCUGAGGGAGGAGGAGCUGGGCGAGGUGAUGGCUAGGAGAAGUGGUGGAGAGAAUGACGAGGCGGAGAUCCUGACGCGGGUCUGGCACGGCAAGGCACUGCGGCGGGUGCGGGUGGUGCAGGUGGACGGAGGGCCCAAGCUGCAGGCCUUCAACGCGGUGCUGUACCCCGGCUACGGCCUGGGCCGAGACCUGGGCACUCCGCCGGUGCUGGGCAUCGACGUGCUGUCCUUCAACUCCCACAAGCGCUUGCUCUUCGGGGUGGACUGGGCGCCCAUGCGGACGACGGAGGCCUACGCCGAGGCCUUCAUCGCGCCUUUCCUCGGCGAUCUGUGCGAGGAUUAUGGCGAUCUGAAGAUCCGACCGGGCGGCAAGGUGUACGGAGAAGACCCCGAGUUCUUCUCCGAUUUCAUGUUUUUCAGCCGGCCCGAGGGGCAGCAGGCUCUGGCGCCUGGCUCCGAGCUGUGGAAGAUCUUCGGCAAGUGCCCCGCCGACUGCGGCGCGAACCCGGAGAUCUCGAUCCUUGCCAUAAAGCGGCAAGAGCGCAGAGAGGAGCAACGGCGCGAAAAGCAGCGCCAGUUGGAAUGGCUCUUCCGGGAAGUGGAGAUCGACUGGGAGCAGGCACAUGAGCUGAUGGGCGUGGAUGGCCUCCAGCCGAACAUCAAGGAAGCUGGGAGCGGAAUCACCAGCCUUCACCGUUGUGCAAGUGCCGGGCAGCCAGAGUUGCUGCAGUGGUGCAUCAAGAUGAAGGCGGACAUCGACAGCCGGACCCAGCUGGGCCGAAGUGCACUGCACUACGCGUGCGAGUGCUCACGCAUGCGCUGCGUUCGCAUCCUCCUGGAAAACCAGGCGGACGCCAACCUGCGUACCCUGAGUUACCUCACGCCCCUGCACCUCGCCUGUCAAGCGAACAGUGUGGAGGGAGUGACGGCUUUGCUGCAGGACACGAAGCAGGUGGUGGACGUGGACGCGGAGGACACGAAGCGCCGCUCUGCCGAGGCGUUAAGCAACAACCCACAGAUCCACCGGCUGGUGCGGAAAUAUCGCGCCCAGCUGGACGAGCGCCGCAAGGCGCAGCUGGUGGAGCAGUGCCUCCACCGGCUCUUCAACUUCUUCGACGUGAACCAGGAUGGCGUCAUCCACCCGGAGGAGUGGGUGGACAGUAUGACGCUGCUGGCGGAGUUUUUCGAACACCACAGCGACCAGUCCAUCCAAAAGAUGUUUGAGGAGAUCGACAAGGAUGACAGCGGGUUCAUUGACUGGCAGGAGUUCAAGGCGUCCUACGCCGAGCUUCUGCAAGUGAUCAACGUGCCCUUCCGGGAGCUGAUGGACAUGCUGGCGGAUAUCGACCGCGCAAUUCUUCAAGAGAAGUUGCGACUGGAGAGAGAGGAGGCGGAGGAGGUGGAGAAGGCCCGCGCCGCAGCCGCCAAGGAGGAGGAGGAGGUGGCCCGGCUGGGUUCAGACGACGAGGAUCUCUUGGACUCCCCCGUGAGCGAGGUGCGAACGGUCGUCUCCACCAGAUCUGUCUCCGCCGCCGGGGCGGCGGCGCUGGCGGCCAGGCGCUUCCGCGCACCGGUGCUGUCGCCCAAGGCCAAGGCCAUGUCGUUGCGCCGCGUGGCACUGCGACGGCACAGCGACCACAUGGUGGCCGAAUCCGCGGAGGAGGCCAUGGCCUCCUUCGCUGCUGCCUCCUUCGCCGGCGCCUGCGCCGAGACCAAUGAGAACAGCAACCCCAACGAGCCGCAGAAUGAGAAGGAGCACGUGCUUCCCCCGCUCCCAGACCUAAACCGAUCGGGUGAAAUCCCUGCAGACCCGGUGUGA
Messenger RNA from Effrenium voratum, 1871 nucleotides. NCBI's taxonomy places the organism in Eukaryota, Dinophyceae, Suessiales, Symbiodiniaceae. The record is from the annotation of a GenBank genome assembly.